ACAUCGGGUAACAAAAUUAAUAUUGGCACCAAAAAAAGUUCGUGAGUUUAUCAUUUGCUUAGCUUAAACUACAAUCUAUAAUUAAAUAAAUAGACAGGCAUUGAAGAUGGUUUCGUCAUUAGAUAAGGAAAAGAAAGAACUGGCACUUAGGCUGUAUCAAAUAUCUGCAUUUAAAUUUGGAUCAUACACGUUGAAAUCUGGUGAAAUUAGUCCUGUAUAUUUUGAUCUGCGAGUCAUCAUUUCAUAUCCAGAUGUCAUGCAAAAAUUGACUGACUGUAUUUAUAAAUUUAUUGAGGAUAAGGAAAUUCAGUGUGAUCAACUUUGCGGCGUUCCAUAUACAGCACUUCCAUUGGCAACAUUAUUGUCUGUAAAAAUGCGCCAACCAAUGUUAAUUCGCAGAAAGGAAGCUAAAAGUUAUGGUACGAAGAAGCUUAUUGAAGGAAAGUUCCAGUUGGAAGAGACAUGCUUAAUAAUUGAAGAUGUUGUCACCACUGGAUCAAGUAUAUUGGAGACUACAAAGGAUUUGAGAAAUGAAGGUUUAGUCGUUGAAGAUGCAAUUGUUGUUGUGGAUAGACAACAGGGCGGUUCACAACAUCUUGAUAAGAAUGGAAUUAAAAUGCAUUCCCUAUUUACUUUACCUUAUUUAAUUAACGUAUUAAAAGACGAUAACAAGAUUAAUGAGGAAUUGGCUAAAACUCUAAAUGAUUAUAUCUCCAAACCGAUUGAAAACAGCAAGCCUAAAAUGUCUCGCUUACAAAUGAGUUUUACUAAACGUGCUGACAUUGCAAAGAAUGAAGUUGCUAAAACAUUAUUUAAAAUAAUGGAAUUAAAGAAGACGAACUUAUGCUUAGCUGCUGACGUCACAAAGACUGACGAAAUUCUAAAUUUGGCAGAAUCUUUGGGGCCAUAUAUUUGUGUACUCAAGACUCACGUGGAUAUAAUUGAGGAUUUUAAUGACGAUUUUAUUAAGUCCCUCAAAGGUCUUGCUGAAAAGCAUAACUUUAUGCUGAUGGAGGAUCGCAAAUUUGCUGAUAUUGGAAAUACAGUUUCACUACAGUUUAGUAAGGGUGUUUAUAAAAUAUCAGAGUGGACUGAUCUUUUGACUGCUCAUUCAUUGCCGGGAAGUGGAAUUUUGAAAGGAUUAAAAUCAGCUAUGAGUAAUAAGAAUCAAUUGGGAAUUUUUUUAUUGGCAGAAAUGUCAAGUGAAGGAAAUUUACUGUCCAAAGAAUACAGCGGUCAAACUAUGGACAUGAUUAAAGAUUUUUCGGACAUUGUAGCCGGGAUCGUCGCACAAACUCCAAACUUAAUUGAUGAUGCUGGAUUAAUCCAAUUAAGUCCUGGAUGUAGAUUAGAAGAAAGCGGUGAUGACUUUGGUCAAAAAUAUAAUACACCGGAAUAUAUAAUUAACGAAAAAGGAGGUGACAUUGCAGUUGUUGGCCGUGGAAUCAUCGAAAGUAAGAAUCCAGUUGAAGUUGCAAAGACAUACCGUGACCGUUUAUGGGCAGCUUAUGAGAAUCGUUUAAAUAUUAAUUAAAUUGUUACUUUUUAUAAUUUAAGCGGACCACGCUUUGUAUGUCAAAUGAAAACUAACAGCGUGCGGACUGCCUGCAUUGAACUGAAUGUCUCAUUAAAAAGAAAGAUUCAAAUUAUUUUUUGUUUAAUAAAUUUUUAUCAAGAUCAAUUUUGUCACUUUUGUACCAUUUUUUGUGUAGUCUUCUCGAUUACUUUAAGAAUCUCAUUCUGAGCUUCAUAGAACAGCUUGUCAUCAUUCAAGUCUCUCAUUAGACAUCCAACGUAAAUUCCAAAAGCUUUACUUUUUCGCUUAAACUUUUUGCUGUCAAAAACUUUAUGUUCAGAUCCUCUGGUUUCAUUAGGUUGCUCGUUCGUUGGAAUGAAUUCAGAUUCUUCAUUGAUUAUAUACUCGAUGGUUCUAGGCUGCAAACUGUCAUUAUUUGUCGAAAUUUCUAUUCGUCGCUUCUUUGUCUUGUUUGAAUCAUCUUGCUCAUCAUCAUAUGUAUUAUCCAGUUCAUCAUUUAUGUCCUCAUUCGUCUCAACAAGCUCAAAUAUUGUGUCUGUAUCGUUAUGAUCAUUAUAAGUUGCUGCUUUCUGUUCUAAUUUCACUGAUAAAGGUGUCGAUGGUUGUGCCCUCAUUUUCAUGUAUUUUGAGAUGAAUUGAAGGCUUUUGAACCACCAGAUUUUUGGUACAUAUGUUAAUUCAUCUCCAAGCGUUUUAGAUUUCUCAAUUUUAUUUACUUCCUGUCCAAACUGUGUUCUCAGAAUCUGAAUCUUCUUUACAAUCUCAUUAAUCGACACAUCACUUUUUGUUUUUCGUACUGUCAGAAGUAUUUUAUCAAGUGAUUUGGUACGUGCUUGCUUGUUAUAGUAUAACCCAUGCUUUGGAUUAUACAAAUUCUCAUUUUCUUUGUAAGUUUCUAUUAAAUCCAAAACUGUUGAUUUUUGCCAUUCUCCACUCAUAUUUAAAUUUUAAGUAUUUUCAGAUUUCUCGAUGGUUUAAAUCCAAUAUCCUUAAUCGUAC
This is a messenger RNA of Chironomus riparius, 2536 nucleotides long. NCBI's taxonomy places the organism in Eukaryota, Metazoa, Arthropoda, Insecta, Diptera, Chironomidae. The record is from the annotation of a GenBank genome assembly.